Molecule: messenger RNA, 1518 nt
Organism: Cuscuta campestris
Lineage: Eukaryota; Viridiplantae; Streptophyta; Magnoliopsida; Solanales; Convolvulaceae
Source: the annotation of a GenBank genome assembly
GCCAUUAAAUCCGGCAGCGCUGCGGCGGAGCAAGAGAAAUGAAGGGAUUGAACCCACCAUUUCUGCCACAAUGAUGCCUCCUGUCUCCUCCUUCCUUAUUCCAUUCCCAUCUCCCCCUGUUUUAUUCUCCAUCAUUUCCCCCCCUUUUCCUUCCCCUGCCUCUCUUUAAUUAAUUUGCAGCUUUUUUGUUUCUCUCUUUUUUAUAUUUACUCUCCCGUCAAUCAUUCAUCAUCAGUUCCCCACUCUGCUCUGCUUCCUAUAUAGACAUGGACGCCUACUAUGCCGGUUUCAUCCGAAGGAGAGACGCAGAGCUCUCCCACUCUAAUUCCGUCCCUUCUUUCUCCUCCUCUCUGCUUGACUCCGUUUAUCGCUCCAUUGAGGGCCGCACGGAGGAGCUCGGGGUUGAUUGCAGGGAUACCAUGAGGAAGAAACAGGGUAAUAAUAACAGUAAUGGUGGCGGCGGCGGCAGGGGCUCUGUUUCGAAGGGGAGGAAUGCCGGCCGCGAAGAUGGCGAGGGGUUCGGGAGGAUUGAGAGGUGGACUGGGGAGGAGCGUGCCGUGGCUCGCCGGAACUCUGCGGUGGAGGUGGACAGGAAGCUGAGUAGAAUGUGGAAUUCUAGCUCCAGCGGCUCCUCUGAUUCGAGCUCCGGCGUCUUCUCGUCGUCCGAGUUGGAGCCGGUUUCCGGCGUUCCGGCAGGUCCGUCGUGUUACGGCCUGCACCGGGGGAGACCGAAACCGGUCCGCACCGGCAGCGAGCAUCCUGGGAAGGGGAAGACGACGACCAAGAAGUCAAGAGCUCGGAAGAUCUCUGGCGAUCUGAAAAAGGUGAAGCAGCCGAUUUCCCCCGGCGGGAGAUUAGCCAGUUUCUUGAACUCUCUGUUCACGGCCAGGAAGGGGAAACUCUCCUCCGCCGCCGGCUCCGACGAGGACAGACGGGCGAAAUCCCUCAAUGCCUCCGCGUGCUCCUCCGCUUCCUCCUACUCGCGGUCCUGCCUGAGCAAAAGCACCACCACAAGCACCGCCGUCGCGCCUUCCUCUGCCGUGAAACGAUCGGUGAGGUUUUACCCGGUGAGCGUGAUCGUCGACGAGGACAACCGCCCGUGCGGGCACAAAAACCUCGACGUGCCCGUCCAAACAGAGAAGAACCGGCGGGCGGAGGCGGCGGCGAGGGACUUGCUGAGGACGUACCAGAAGAAAGUGGAAAAGGAAUUCGGCCUGACGAGGAACAACAACGUGAUAAAGAACCUUAAAGUGUACGAGGAAGACGAGGACGACGACGCCGACAGUUACGCGAGCUCCGAUCUGUUUGAGCUGGAAAAUCUUUCGGCCGUCGGUAUGCAGAGGUACGGCGAGGAGUUGCCGGUGUACGAAACCACAAAUCUCGGCACCAAUCGAGCCAUUGCGAGCGGGUUAAUUUUGUAAUGAUUAAAUAAAUUCAGACCCGAUUCGAUGUAUUUCCAUUUUUAAUAGUGUUAACUUAUUAUUAUUGGCUUGGAGGUAAUUAAUUAUAUUAAUUGGA